Hippopotamus amphibius kiboko is the source of this 2990-nucleotide messenger RNA. RefSeq names its product fibroblast growth factor receptor 4 (gene FGFR4). Gene Ontology annotation, biological process: protein phosphorylation; multicellular organism development; positive regulation of cell population proliferation. Gene Ontology annotation, molecular function: fibroblast growth factor binding; fibroblast growth factor receptor activity; ATP binding. The record is from RefSeq and is a predicted model, not a curated record. Bases 48 to 2456 code for a protein of 802 amino acids. Lineage: Eukaryota; Metazoa; Chordata; Mammalia; Artiodactyla; Hippopotamidae. The transcript is spliced from 17 exons. Gene Ontology annotation, cellular component: signaling receptor complex; membrane.
AGCUGGUGGGAGGCCCAGCCUGGGUCCCUGUGAGCAGCAGGAAGGAGAUGCAGCUGCUGUUGGCCCUGUUGGGGGUCCUGCUGGGGGCGCCCGAGGCUCCCGCUUUGUCCCUUGAGGCCUCAGAGGAAACGGAGCUGGAGCCCUGCCUGGCCCCCAGCCCGGAAGCACCCACAGAGCAGGAGCUGACCGUGGCCCUUGGGCAGCCUGUGCGGGUGUGCUGUGGGAGGGCUGAGCGCAGUGGCCACUGGUACAAGGAGGGCAGUCGCCUGGCACCUGCCGGCCGGGUACGAGGCUGGAGGGGCCGCUUGGAGAUUGCCGGCUUCCUACCCGAGGAUUCUGGCCGCUACCUCUGCCUGGCACGAGGCUCCACGCUUGUCCUGCACAACCUCACCUUGGUCGUGGACGACUCCCUGACCCCCAGCCAUGGUGAUGAGGACCCCAAGACCCACAGAGGUCCCUCCAAUAGGCACACUUACCCUCAGCAAGCACCCUACUGGACACACCCCCAGCGCAUGGAGAAGAAACUGCAUGCGGUGCCUGCUGGCAACACCGUCAAGUUCCGCUGUCCAGCUGCAGGCAACCCCACGCCCACCAUCCGCUGGCUCAAGGACGGGCAGGACUUCCACGGGGAGCAUCGAAUCGGAGGCAUUCGGCUGCGCCACCAGCACUGGAGCCUGGUGAUGGAAAGCGUGGUGCCCUCGGACCGGGGCACAUACACCUGCCUUGUGGAGAACUCUUUGGGCAGCAUCCGCUACAGCUACCUGCUGGACGUGCUGGAGCGGUCCCCGCACCGGCCCAUCCUGCAGGCAGGGCUCCCAGCCAACACCACAGCCGUGGUGGGCAGCGACGUGGAGCUGCUCUGCAAGGUGUACAGUGACGCCCAGCCCCACAUCCAGUGGCUGAAGCACAUCGUCAUCAACGGCAGCAGCUUCGGGGCCGAUGGCUUCCCCUACGUGCAAGUCCUGAAGACAGCAGACAUCAAUAGCUCAGAGGUGGAGGUCCUGUACCUUCGGAAUGUGUCUGCUGAGGAUGCAGGCGAGUACACCUGCCUGGCGGGCAACUCCAUCGGCCUUUCCUACCAGUCGGCCUGGCUCACGGUGCUGCCAGAGGAGGAUCUCACAUGGAGGGCGACGGCGCCCGAGGCCAGGUACACGGACAUCAUCCUGUAUGCAUCAGGCUCUCUGGCUUUGAUCGUGCUUCUGCUGCUGGCCGGGCUGUACCGCAGGCAGGUGCUCCUCGGCCGGCACCCCCGGCAGCCUGCCACCGUGCAGAAAUUGUCCCGCUUCCCUCUGGCCCGACAGUUCUCCCUGGAGUCAGGCUCCUCCGCCAAGUCAAGCUCAUCCCUGGUGCGGGGUGUCCGUCUUUCCUCCAGCGGCCCCCCCUUGCUCGCUGGCCUCGUGAAUCUAGACCUACCUCUCGACCCGCUGUGGGAGUUCCCCCGGGACAGGCUGGUGCUGGGAAAGCCCCUGGGCGAGGGCUGCUUUGGGCAGGUGGUGUGUGCAGAGGCCUUUGGCAUGGACCCCACCCGGCCUGACCAAGCCAGCACUGUGGCCGUCAAGAUGCUUAAGGACAAUGCCUCUGACAAGGACCUGGCAGACCUGGUCUCCGAGAUGGAGGUGAUGAAGCUGAUUGGCCGGCACAAGAACAUUAUCAACCUGCUGGGUGUCUGCACCCAGGAAGGACCCCUGUAUGUGAUUGUGGAGUGUGCCGCCAAGGGAAACCUGCGGGAGUUCCUGCGGGCCCGCCGCCCCCCAGGCCCCGACCUCAGCCCUGACGGGCCUCGGAGCAGCGAGGGGCCGCUCUCCUUCCCUGCCCUGGUCUCCUGCGCCUACCAGGUGGCCCGGGGCAUGCAGUACCUGGAGUCGAGGAAGUGUAUCCAUCGGGACCUGGCUGCCCGCAACGUGCUGGUGACCGAGGACAAUGUGAUGAAGAUUGCUGACUUUGGGCUGGCCCGCGGCAUCCACCACAUUGACUACUAUAAGAAAACUAGCAACGGCCGCCUGCCUGUCAAGUGGAUGGCACCUGAGGCCUUGUUUGACAGAGUCUACACACACCAGAGUGACGUGUGGUCGUUUGGGAUCCUGCUGUGGGAGAUCUUUACUCUCGGGGGCUCCCCGUAUCCUGGUAUCCCGGUGGAGGAGCUGUUCUCGCUGCUUCGAGAGGGGCAUCGGAUGGACCGGCCCCCACACUGCCCUCCAGAGCUGUACGGGCUGAUGCGUGAGUGCUGGCACGCCGCACCCUCUCAGAGGCCCACUUUCAAGCAGCUGGUGGAGGCCCUGGACAAGGUCCUGCUGGCUGUCUCUGAGGAGUACCUCGACCUCCGCCUAACCUUUGGACCCUACGCCCCUGCUGGCGGGGACGCCAGCAGCACCUGCUCUUCCAGCGACUCUGUCUUCAGCCACGACCCCCUGCCGCUGGGGCCCAGCUCCUUCUCCUUCCCCGGCGUGCAGACGUGAGCAGGGGCACAAGGUUGUACAGGCAGGCUGGCCAGCAGCUGUGGGCCUCCUGGCUGAGCCGCAACCUGGUGGUGCUUGACCUUGGCAGUCCCAGGCCCUGACCUAAGGGUACUGUCCCAGAUCUUUGCUUCUGCUUUGGGGAAGUCUGUCCUUGGCCCUGGGGUCCUGCUCUGGCGUCUAGGUCUCAAGCCAGAGUUCAACCCCAGUCUCAAGGCCCUGCCCUUGCCUUAGAGCCAUGGCCCCAGUGGUCUAACGGUUUGUUACGGCUCUGCUUGGCCUCCUGGGCCUUGGCACUCAGUCCUUGUUCCAGGGCUUUGGUUGGACCUGGCUGUAGGGGUGUCCUAAAUCUCCCCACUUCCCUACACCAAGAGAGGUCUUGGGCCUCUGAACGCCAUUUCCCCAGGCCUCCCGCCUCCCCUCUGUCGCUUGUCCCAGCACCUCGGUGGAAGGAGUGCUGGCUCCUUUGCUAGCCGAGAGGCUGGAAGCCUGCCAAAACACAGAAGCAAAUGGCCUUUUAUAAAUUAUUUUUUUGAA